Messenger RNA from Daldinia decipiens, 1363 nucleotides. RefSeq lists its product as uncharacterized. Bases 1 to 1305 code for a protein of 434 amino acids. The transcript has a single exon. The record is from RefSeq and is a predicted model, not a curated record. Lineage: Eukaryota; Fungi; Ascomycota; Sordariomycetes; Xylariales; Hypoxylaceae.
AUGGAGCCCUUAUCUAGACCAAGAACAACGGAGGAACUCGUCGAGCGUUUAAAGAGACUAGAACUCGGCUCGGAUAACGAUCCGACGAUUACAAGGCUCAAGCCGACCUCAGAACGCAAUCGAGAGGCUCACGCACUUCGUUCUCUAUCGUACUCUAUGGUACAAACGUUUUACAAUCAUCCAGAACGAUUAUACGCUGUCGAGGCUGCCUUGUUAUCCCCAUUUUGCAAGGAGGAGAGCUACGUCCUUCUGUUCGAUGCCUUCGUUAAUUCAAUCGCAGCCGAUUCAAGCGGGAGCAAUAUUCCGGACAUCAACGUUUUGAAUUCCUUUAGCAUCAUGUUACGUUCAACUCAGAUCGAGCACAUUGGAAAGAAGCUUCCUCUUGGAUAUGCUAUUCAGUCCCUUAUGAACCGGCUCACAACAGCUUGUUCGACAGCUAACGAUAUGACCCAAUAUGAAUUAUUGCGCACAUUGUCAACGACUCUAGAUGCCAUGAACGAAUUUAAAUUCGAAGGCAUCAGCGACACCCGAAUAAUGCAGCCCCUAUUCGACCUGCUAGAAAAUGCGAUCGAGCACCCCGAAUUGCGUCUCUCUCACGCAGCACGAUAUGCAAAACAGGCCUUGCGCGGCAUCCACAGCGACGUUAGCCCAUGGCAAAAACUCGGCAAAAGUUCAUGGAACGUAAUCAAGGGUGGCGCCGCAAUUGCUGGUUCCGUCGCGACUUUGGAUCCGAGCAAGUUACUGGAAGGCUUGGAAGCAGUAGGCGAAGUAUCGAAUAUGGUAAAGCUAAUCACAGACAUCAUUGAUGAGCUCAAUAAAAUAAGCGACAUGAAUAAGGAUGUUCAAACCGUAAAGAGUCCAAGGCAAUGGUAUGUAGCGCUUCGUUAUACGGACUUGAUAAUCCAGGGACGAAGGGACAUCCUCCUUGGAUCUUUCCUUGAGAACCUCGAGCCAUCAUUGGGGAAGGACGAAAACUUUUUGUGUGGACUCUGUGCACUUCUAGAACAGGCCAUCCACGAUAAUUCAGAUAACGAGGUCAUUAAAGUCCUGAAGGAGUUCUUAACCCAUCAAAGGGACAACUCCAAGUUUAGACCUGUUCAUGAAUGGAUCUAUUUGAUAGCUGGGCCUGCGAAGUCAACGAAAUCCUCUAGGGCUGGCCGAUUGUGGUUUAAGCUGCACCUCUCGCGGAAUGCAACAUUGCUGCGGGAUACCAGAGAACGCCACCCCAAAUACCAGGGAACUUUCUGCUGGAGAAGGCGUGGCCUACUUGCCAUGAAGCUAAGGUAUUUUACGCUGAUCAAGUGAUACGAUACUAUUAUACCAAUGAGGUAUUCGGGCGACUUAAUGUUGAACGGAUUGGUAA